This is a messenger RNA of Arachis ipaensis, 1240 nucleotides long. The record is from RefSeq and is a predicted model, not a curated record. NCBI's taxonomy places the organism in Eukaryota, Viridiplantae, Streptophyta, Magnoliopsida, Fabales, Fabaceae.
UUGUAGUAUGCAUGGAUGAAAAAGGACAUGGCUUCAGUUAAUAGACAAAAAACUCCAUGGCUAAUAUUCAUGGGACAUAGGCCAAUGUAUACCUCAGAUCAUUCAUCUGCUGACAAAAAUUUUGUUGCAGCUGUGGAGCCAUUGCUAUUAGCCAAUGAGUUUCGUACAAGCAGCGCUUGUGCUUAACGCUUCUCGCCGAUUUCGCUACAUCUUGGACCUGAAGAAAGAAGAAGAAAAGGAGCAAGUGCUGAGAAAGAUUAGAGGGCAUGUUCAAGUCAUCAAAGCAGCGUAUCUUUUCAAGGAGUCUGCAAAAAAAUUGAAUAGUGGUGAGUCAAUCUUCUCGUGAUUAUUUGUGUAUACAAGUAGUAUACUAGUUUCCUUUUCCCAAUUCACAAGAUUUAGGUGCUUUUCCUCUUGGAUUGCUUAUGAAAUUGGGAAAAACUGCCAUGGUCAAGGCUUUUAAGGCAUGUGCCUUUCUCAGGAGAUGUCCUUCACUAACACUGGGUUCUAUGUUGGAGGAGAUUGCUGCUAUUCUUCCUGGCCAUGAAUUUGCUUCUAUUUUGUUGUCAAACAUGGCUUAUGCAGAUGACAACGAAUCUCUUGUUGAAGCUGAGAUGUUUGUUUGGGAUGCUUGCAAGGAUCUGACCUUGAUUAUUUCAAUGGUAGCUGCUACAGCUUCAUUAGUACUGGGGAUAAAAUCUGAGGGUAUUAAGGAAGGAUGGUAUGAUGGUGGAAGCAUUGCUUUUGCAGUUAUUCUUGUUAUUGUUGUUACAGCUAUAAGUGAUUAUAAGCAGUCUCUUCAGUUUCGGGACCUAAAUGAGGAGAAGAGAAACAUUCGUUUGGAGGUAAUUGGAGGAGGUAGAAGAGUUGAGAUCUCAAUCUAGUAUGACGGGGGAGAGCAAUAUUGUUGAAAAGAAUUCUAAGAACCCUAUUCUGCUAUCUGGUUGUAAAGUUGCAGAUGGCAGUGGUGUUAUGCUCUAAUGGCUUCGGGAUCCGAUGAUGCUCUUAAGAGUGUUGGUUUAGUCUUAGCAGGACUUACCAACUGAAUCUGGAACUGUGAUCCCCUAUGUUCACUUGAUGAAACAAGCUCACAAGAUUUUGAGGACAGUUAUAUAGUCUUGUUAUUUGCAUAACUUAGUAUAUUUGAACAAUACAUUGAGUUUAUGUUUUGAAUUAUAGUUGAUGUAUCAACACACUUUGAUGUAUGGUUGUUACUUAUUAUUAUAGUUGAUGAUCAAUA